Molecule: messenger RNA, 1798 nt
Organism: Adelges cooleyi (spruce gall adelgid)
Lineage: Eukaryota; Metazoa; Arthropoda; Insecta; Hemiptera; Adelgidae
Product: folate transporter 1-like
Exons: 10
Coding region: 395-1744 (449 amino acids)
Biological process (GO): vitamin transport; transmembrane transport
Cellular component (GO): plasma membrane
Molecular function (GO): vitamin transmembrane transporter activity
Source: RefSeq, a predicted model, not a curated record
AAUUCCAUUCUAAGAUCAGUACCAACUACCAAAUCUGUUUUAAUUACUUGUGUAAAAUCAAGUUUAAAGUUACUACCUAUUAGGUAUUUGCUAGAGAGUAGAGAUGUGUGGUUCGAAAAUCCAGAUUAGUCUGUGAAGUUUGUAUUAUUUUAAUGAAAAACAACUUGCUAGUUUUAUUAUGACCAUGACCUUUACGAAAAUCAAGCAGAAUUUACAAAUCACAAGAUUAAAAAUCAUUUUCAUAAUACACACACGUGUCGGUAUUGUUUGAACAUUGAGAUUGAUAUUAUGAUUUAAAUUAUGAAGUUAUUCACAUUUCAAGAGUAGUAUAAAAUAAUCAAAUUUCUAGGCUACCAUUUUUCAUCAUCUAUAAUUUCGCUAAAUUAUUAUAAAUAUGUACUGGAAAAGAAUUUCUUUUUGCCUGUGCAUCUAUGGAAUUCUUAAAGAAUUCCGCCCAUCCGAGUCUUAUGUAAUACCUUUUUUACAAGGACCUCGUAUGAACUUCACCGAAGAACAAAUAAACAAUGAAAUCCUUCCUAUUGGAAUAUAUUCCUUAAUGGUUUCUAUGAUUUUCGUCACUUUAACUACCGAUUUAUUACGAUAUAAAGCAGUAAUAGUCAUACAAGCGAUAUGUGGAACAGUUGUCUAUGCAAUUUUAUCGUUAUGCACAAGUUUUCCGUCCAUGAUUAUAGUUCAAAUUUUGUAUGGAAUUUUUUCAGCAGCAGAAGUCGGCUACUAUACGUACACUUACUCUGUUGUGGAUACAAAAUAUUAUCAAACAGUUACUAGUCAUACAAGGGCCGCACAUCUUAUGGGUCGUUUUAUUUCUAGUAUUGUAGCUCAAUUGUCAAUUUCAGCUAAUAUCUUUGACUCUUACCAAUUAAAUUUUCUCACUCUAGGAAGUUUAGCUGCUGGAUUACUAUGGACUACGGUUUUACCGUCUGUGGAACAAAAAGUUAUUGAACCCGAGGCUCAAAAAAUGACAGCUAUGAACAUAGCAUCCCUGACACCAGAAGAAGCGGAACUUGAAAUAGCAGAAAAUGAAACACUUCAAAAAGAUACACUGCCAACAAACAAAGAUAAAAUUAAUUGGUUUUUUAAGGACAGCCAAAUUUCUUGGAAUUACUUUCAAUCACUGUGCGAAGAGUAUAAAAAUUUGCAAGUUUUAAAAUGGUCAUUUUGGAUAGUUUUGGCAACGUGUGGUUUUAACCAGGUAUUGUUCUAUAUUCAAUCAUUAUGGGAAUCAAUAAGUCAUGAAAGUUGUGUCGAAAAAAAUUGCCAAACAUAUUCAGAGUGGAAUGGAGCUGUAGAUGCAAUUUACACAGUUAUAAGUUUCUGUGUAACAAUAUUAUGUGGAAAAAUAGCAAUAAAUGUGGACAAAUUUGGUAAUUUUAUCAUUUUACUUAGUGCUAUCACCCAGUGGGCUACUUUAUACACAUCGAUCUUAUGGAAUUCAAUUUAUAUUUCUUACAUAAAUUUUAUUUUAUAUUGUACCGUUUAUCAAGGCAUGAUGACCAUUGCUAGUACAGAAAUAGCAAAAUGUGUCAAUAAGGAUAAACAUGGAUUUGUAUUUGGUACAAAUAAUCUUUUAGCGGCAAUUUUACAAUCGUUGGCCACAUUAUUUAUGAACUCCUUGGGUAUGUCUUCAUCGUCUAAAGCUUUGUUUAAGUGGUAUGCAGGCUAUUGUUUUUUCAUUGGAAUAUGUUUUUUAAUCAUUUUCAUUAAACAAAUUAUAAGAAAGUAAAUAUUAGUGUUGUAAUUUGGAUUUGAAUAAUUAAAUAUUUUUAAGCAUUCGACU